Molecule: messenger RNA, 1333 nt
Organism: Arabidopsis thaliana (thale cress)
Lineage: Eukaryota; Viridiplantae; Streptophyta; Magnoliopsida; Brassicales; Brassicaceae
Product: LL-diaminopimelate protein (DUF295)
Exons: 1
Coding region: 121-1182 (353 amino acids)
Source: RefSeq, marked reviewed
AAAAAAGAAAUGUGAGAAAAUAGAAAGGAAAAAGAACAACAAGACGACAUAAGAAAAAGCAUAAAAUCAAAAGAUACGAGAAACGUCGAAUCUCCAAACCGUUAUUCACCAAUCAAGACCAUGGGAACUCCAAAUCCUCGCACCUGGUCGGAGCUCCCUCCAGAUUUGCUGGGAUCUAUUUUUCAUCGAUUAAGCUUUACCGAUUUUCACCGCGCGAAGAUUGUUUGUUGGAACUGGAACUUGAGUUCGAAGCUAACAGUUCCCAAGAAAAUAAGAUCUCCAUGGCUGAUGCUGUUUCCAGAAGGAGAUAACGAAGAUGGUUCUGUGCUACUGUUCAAUCCAGAAGAAGAAGAAAAGAUUUACAAGACAAAGAGAUACUUUUCAGGGAUUCGAUUCCUUGCAAACUCGGGUAAAUGGUUCCUAUUGAUAGACUCUCUAUUCAAUCUCUAUAUCAUUGAUGUGUUUAGCGAGAACAAGAUAGAUCUUCUGCCUCUAGAAGAGUCUCUACUAGAUAAAGAGGAAUCCGAAGAUUUAACGGGUCUUUUGUGGGUAGACGAAAAGACGGCAGAGUACGUUGUAGUCUUGUUCUUCAACUUCCCUAGCGGAAAUGUUGGCUUUUGCAAGAAAGGUGAUGAUCAUUACACUAAAAUUCCGCUGCAUUGCGGAGUCCCGUGGAGGUUACAAGGGUUAAUAGAUGCGGUGCUCUUGGGUUACCGUCUUUACAUCCGCACGGAGCUUAGUUACAUUCGUAUCCUAGAUUUGUCUACACAACAAGGUUUCGAGGAUGUUAACAAGUACGAACCAUUCCAAGUGUUUUCUUCAACUCAAGAUUGUAGCAUUGCGGUUACAACACGAGGAGAGGUUUUGUUGGUCAAGAGCAUCCUCGACAACACAACCAUUGGAAGCCAUAGGAGGUUUUGCAUCUUCAAGAAUAUAGACUACAAUCCGCAAGAAGAGGUUGAUUCUCUAGGUGAUGAGGCCUUGCUUCUUAACUUAGGUAUUCUCUUGCCUAGCAUCGCACCAAACUCCAUCUAUUUUACCCGUCAUGGUCGUAUCUAUCACAAGGAGCAUUUUAACCUGGACUUAUGUGUGUUCAAUCUCGAAACAAAAACCCUCAAACGCUUCCCUAGUCUCGCCAAUAUGAAGCUCAAGGAUGCUCAAUGGUUUUUCCCUGGCAUUUGAAAAUUUCAAACUUUUCAUUUAGUUUCUUUUGUUUUGAAUGAAUGUAAAAUUUUAGUUAAUCCAAUAAAAAAACCUUUUUACAACUACUUGUUACUUCGAGUUUGAAGUUUUAUAAUUACAUGUCUUGGACAAUUCUUCGAUCCUUUGCCUU